Pleurotus ostreatus (oyster mushroom) is the source of this 945-nucleotide messenger RNA. RefSeq lists its product as uncharacterized. Lineage: Eukaryota; Fungi; Basidiomycota; Agaricomycetes; Agaricales; Pleurotaceae. The coding region runs from base 1 to 945 and encodes 314 amino acids. Gene Ontology annotation, molecular function: hydrolase activity, hydrolyzing O-glycosyl compounds. Gene Ontology annotation, biological process: carbohydrate metabolic process. The transcript has 7 exons. The record is from RefSeq and is a predicted model, not a curated record.
AUGUUCUUCGCGAAUCGCGCUGGCUUUUACUGGAUUCUCGUUCUCUCCUUGCUGUCAAUUGCAGCGGCCUCUCCCCUUUCUACAAAGAAUGUAACGAUAACGGGACCGGCUGUGUCCCCUGAAGCAUUCAAACGCGCCGUGUCGGCACCAUACGUCUUCACGGCGUUCACUUCGGUGUCAGAAUCAAAUCUAUAUGUGUAUACGUCUAGCGACGCGACGAACUUUGCCUUGCUGAAGGGUCCCGCUUACACUCCUCCAGCUGGGCUCAUCAGGGACCCUAGCGUCAUUCUUCACACUGAUGGCAAAUACUACAUCGCAUAUACCACGGAUUGGAGUGGUUCAAACUUUGCCAUCGCAAGUAGCUCGGACUUAACCACUUGGACUCUUGUAACCACCGUAUCCACUGCGUCGUCGGUAAUCAACCCCGUCAACACGUGGGCUCCUGAAUUCUUCAAGGAUCCGAAGACCGGAAAAUUGAAUAUUAUCGUGUCUCUCUCCACGGGAAGCUACGGGCCGUUCAGGCCGUUCGCUUUCACCGCGAAUGACAACACAUUGAGAUCGUGGUCUGGACCCGUUGUACUCUCCGGGAUCCCCAACACAGGUCUAGGGUAUAUCGACAGCUUCCCGGUGUUUUUCAAUAACCAGUACCAUCUGUUCACAAAAGCGGAAUCCAAUGGCCAGAAACAUGUUGAACACGCUGUAUCAUCCUCGCUAACAGGUCCAUACAGCUUUGUCCAAACUGGCGAUUUCGCCGGGUGGGGGCAGGCUGAAGGACCAUGUGUCACAGUUUUACCGAACGGACAAUUCAGAUUAUUCGCCGAUGGCUUCAAUUCUGGCAAAUACAUAUAUUCGGACUCGGCAGAUCUAUACAAUUGGUCAGCAUACCGAACCUUACCAGGCGGUCUUAACGGAUUUGUUCGGCAUGGCACCGUUCUCAAGCAGUGA